AUGUCGUACAUGCUUCAGCAUCUUCACUCGGGAUGGCAAGUUGACCAAGCCAUCCUGACGGAGGAGGAGCGCCUUGUCUGCAUCCGCUUCGGGCACGACUACGAUCCGGAAUGCAUGAAGAUGGAUGAGCAGCUUUUCAAGGUCGCGGAGGACGUCAAAAACUUCUGCGUGAUUUACCUCGUGGAUACGACGGAAGUUCCGGACUUCACGACGAUGUACGAACUCUACGACCCUGUCACGGUCAUGUUUUUCUACAGAAACAAGCACAUGAUGAUUGACUUGGGCACGGGUAACAACAACAAAAUCAACUGGGCGCUGAACAACAAGCAAGAGCUCAUCGACAUCAUCGAGUGCAUCUACAGAGGCGCGCGAAAAGGUCGUGGCCUCGUGAUUUCGCCAAAGGACUACUCCACGAAGUAUCGCUACUAG
Molecule: messenger RNA, 429 nt
Organism: Besnoitia besnoiti
Lineage: Eukaryota; Apicomplexa; Conoidasida; Eucoccidiorida; Sarcocystidae
Product: putative splicing factor DIM1
Exons: 6
Coding region: 1-429 (142 amino acids)
Biological process (GO): mRNA splicing, via spliceosome
Cellular component (GO): spliceosomal complex; U4/U6 x U5 tri-snRNP complex; U5 snRNP
Source: RefSeq, a predicted model, not a curated record